Porites lobata is the source of this 9237-nucleotide messenger RNA. NCBI's taxonomy places the organism in Eukaryota, Metazoa, Cnidaria, Anthozoa, Scleractinia, Poritidae. The record is from the annotation of a GenBank genome assembly.
AUGGACCUGAGAAAGCACCUGAAAUACAGCUUCAGUUACAAGAAACUCGGAUUUGAACCUGUUGAGUUCAAGAUAUGCCUUUCGUCAAAAGUUGACAAACUGUUGGAAUCCUUUGACCUACGAGGAGUCGAAACAGUCAAAACGAAAGCAAUAAAUGAUGUCAGGGAUCAAGUUUGUAUUCAGGGAUCAAAUCAAUACCUAGCUGGUCGCCAACGGGAAGGAGGACUUUUCCCCCAUUCAACGCGAUACGAAGACGAUAUUCCAGACCCAAACCCGGUCCAGCGGAGACAGACCCGUACAAAGAACAAAAUAAGGAACAAGAACUAUCACGAGGAGCAGCGUAGGCUGUUUAAAGAUAUAUUACGGCAAGAGUUUCAAGAACUUUUUCCUUUUAUAGUAAUUGACGAAAAGGGCUUCCUUUCUAGUUCUGUCAGUGGAAGAGAGAUCAAAGCUACAGAGUUCUGCAAUGUCAUUGAUGAAAUUUCAGCUAACUUUCUUAAUAAAAAUUUGAAGACACAUGGUGCACAGGGCCACGACGGGUUAAGCACCUAUUGGCGGACGAAGUUAGAAUCAGUGUCUGAAAGUUGCCAGCGGAUAUUACAGAACAGAAUGGCAGUAGUCGGCUCCAUUGACAAUGAUCUAAUGGAUCAGGGAGGCUAUAGAAUAUGGAUUGACCACGUGAAAGUAAUAGUUUCAUUUGCAGCCUUAAUGGUUGUUGCUAAAAUGAUCAUUGCUGUUGAUGAUCGCGGCAGAUUUAUUAACCCGAGGUUAUUCCUUAUUGUGAUGAUUGUAUUCUUUGUACUAUUGUGUUUACCACAACAGUCCCAACGUAAAUAACUGAAAGUAAUACAGAUUUCAAAGUAUCAUUGAACGUGGGAAAUGACUGAGUUCUCAAAACUGGCAUGGUCCAGUUAAGUUCCGAGGAACCUUAUCUAGGAUAGCCACCACGUUGCCAUUAUUGACAUUAUACUAUAGCCUUUCCCUCAAAAAUCACAUGAAUGUGCUAUAACGUUAACUGAUUUGUGGAAUACCAGUUUAUUGUUUAAAUUAUAAAUUCGAGUUAAUAGGAGCUUCGCUUUUCAGGGGCACCCAACGAGAAUAUAGUUCAAAACCACAUAAACAUAGCAUUGUUGAACGUACUUUAGUAUUUAAACGGUAUAUAAAGGCUUAUUUUUAUCCCCUAAAGAUUUUUCAUCUGUUCGGAUUUCCUAGCUGAAAGUAUAGUGAUCCGAAAAUUAUAGGGAUCAAAAUUUACCUUUUCGAAAAUUUCAGCCAGAAAAAAGGCUCCCGAAAAUUCUAGGUGACCUUUUUAGGGUAAAAAUCCGUUAAAAAUGGGCAAUUAUACCACUUUUUGGAUGUUCGAAAAUUCUAGGAGAGGCAGGCAAGCAAGAAAUUUUACAGAAAAUGAUCCGAAAAUUCUAGAUCUCAAAUCGUCUUCCGAACAGAUAAUUUUCCGAAAAUUGUCGUUGGGUGCCCCUGGCUUUUAGCCCUGGCUAAAUCUAUACAUUGUGUAAGGUAACCUCAGGGGCACCCAACGACAAUUUUCGGAAAAUACCUGUUCGGAAGACGAUUUCUUGCUGGGAGUAAGGAACGGAUGAAUUUUCCCAGCAAUCUCCCAAAAUGUUUAAAAUAGCUUCAGACAUCUUUAUUCAUGCGUUUUUGUUGUUUUUAGGUCUUUUUUUCAAAAUUUUCCGUUGGGUGCCCCUGAAAAAAUGGCAUAAUUGCCCAUUUUUAACGGAUUUUUACCCGUUAAAAGGUCACCUAGAAUUUUUUCGGGAGCCUUUUUUCUGGCUGAAAUUUUCGAAAAGGUAAGUAUUGAUCCCUAUAAUUUUCGGAUCACUAGACUUUCAGCUAGGAAAUCCGAACAGAUGAAAAAUUUUCAGGCGAUAAAAAUAUGCCUAUAUCUAGCGUUUAAAUACUAAAAUACGUUUAAUAAUGCUUUGUUUAAGUGGUUUUGAACUAUAUUCUCGUUGGGUACCCCUGGUAACCUGUUUCUUAUUGAAAUCCUUUCAUUUUCGUAGGUUACAGAAACAAUAGGGUUUUUCCCCAAACAAAUCCCUACACUUCGAAAGUUAAACAACAAAUGCCGAUUAGUCGCCGAUGCUCAUAUUUCGAGCUUGGCCUACUGUGGUUACAGGAACAGCUUUCAACAAGGGAUCAAAACAAUUUACAAAAAACAAUUGAGAGAUAAAUAAGGAUCAGUUAAGGUUUCUGAGAAACUGCCCACCUACCCCUCCGCUAACCCAACAUUUUGCAAAAAGUGAGAAGUUAUUGUUAACGUUGGGUUUGGGGAGGAGUAGGUUGGCAGCUUUCCUUAACUGAUCCGAUUAGGGGCUGAUAACUGAUCCAAAGAUAAUUUAUCAAACCGCGUCUUCAAUGACAAAGUGACGGUAAAUUCCCCUUUUAACAUUACUUAAACACUAAUGCAGUCCUCCAGAUUCAGUCGCCGAGUCGUCGUACAUAAAGAGGACUUAAGGUAUGAUUAGAUGGCUUACCAAUCUUUUUUUCCAUUUGUUGGAUUGUCUUUGUCUUAAGUACUCCAUAAAACGAGGGCAACGCAUUUUUUUAUCCUGUUUCUUUUGUUCGCAGUUCAUAUCAUUAAUUUUCUAGAUUUAUCUUCUUUUCGGAUUCUACUAAGAGGGAAGUGCCCCGGGGAUACUCCGCUAUAAAAAUGACAGGGGUGCUCGUCGUGCUUUUAGGGGUUUAAAUUUGGGGAUUGGUACCGCUUAGGGGGAUAAAACCUAAAAUGACUGCUACCAGAGUUGUCUCGAUACCUUUUAGGGGCUUACUUUAAGGUUAUCGCCUAUGAGGAUAAAGAUUUAUGACAAAAUUUUCAAAAAGUCCUCGAGAAGAAAGUUUUCGAAAGUUAUCUUUAUGACUAUUAAAAUUUGCAGUGCCAGUUAUAUAAUUUGUUGUUAUUGAAUUGUUACCUCUUAGGGGUGGUGGGACACGCGUAUAAAACAAGACUCUAGCACCUUUUAGGGUGGUUUCGAAAUUUUCUAAGUAGCACCCCCGUCACUUUUACAGGGGAUUACCCCCCGGGGUAAGUGCCUUUUCUUUGUUGCAUUUUUCGAUAAGUAUCGGUAACUGGUUAAAUUACCCAUUUGAAUCGACUUGUAGCAUAUUUAAAUUACUUUUAAUUUUUGCCUGAACUUCACGCGCGAUGGCCAAGCUCUUUCAAUGCAAACAACACACUAGUGUCAUGAUAAAUUCCUUUCCUGUGAUGUGAAAGCGAAAGGCCACUGUCUCUUCCGGUUUCUCUUUACAAAGUAAAGUAUUGAACAGUGUAAUAGGGGUGUUACUAAACAGAGUAACGCAGUAACGAGUAACGGUAUAACGAGAAAACAAGUAACGGGAUAAAAAUUCAAGAGGAUAAAAAAUAUAUUAAAAAAUAGAAAUUAUAAAACAAAAAUCACAAAAAUGAUUAUUAUUUCUAAAUAGCGUCCUUUUCAAUCGUAAAAAUAUGUGUACAACGCAAGUUCAAAUGAGAACUCAAGAAAAAGAAAGGACUGAACGCUACUUCCGCUGCUCAAUUUGCCGUCGUGUAGUAGUCAAUACGUGUUAGAGUUUUUAAUACAAUGAAAUUCAAUUAUUCCACGAGCGCGCGUUGGAUAUGAGAUGAUAAAUAGCCGACGAGGCGCGUUUCAUUUCAUAUCCAACGUAGUUCCAGGUAGAAUUAUGUACAUAUAUAAAUAUGAAAGUAUAGAUAAAAUAUCUAAAUAACAAAUAAAAAAUGGGGGGUCACCAUGCUCGUUUAUUUGCAAUAAGACGAUAAAGGAACAAUUUCAACCUCAAAGGAUCAGUUUUCGCGAAAAGACUGGGGCGAGUUUAAAUUUUUCGCCCAUUUUUGCAGUUAAAAGUUGUCUUUGCAGGGCUUAAAUUCUUAUUUACUACAAAGGCGGUUUUCCUGAGUCUGUUUAGACGACCAGCGAGAAUUUUCACCGUAUUUGAUGUCGCAAAGUUAUGCGCAGUAGGAUAUGCGCAGUGCAAAACAGGGGAAUAACCUUAAGAGCGUCUGCCUGUAAACCACGGAUAGGCGUGCAAGAUGGAAAAAUCGAAAUCUCCCAAACUUUGUCACAACAGAGACCCUUGGAAACUAUUUUAGAAAAUACAAGAAUCAGUUCAUUUUGAUUUACAUUUUCCGAAUUAAUAAUUUUUUUAAUGUUUUGACAGGCCUCAAAGCCGCCGAAAAAUGUCCUUCCUCUCCUCCCUUGGUAAUUUGGAAGGGAACCAAAUACCAUGACUAUUUCGAUCAUACAUAAUUGAAUGACCCUUUCUUGGUAUCCUAACGUUAUUAGAAUUUCAAAAGAUUCCAAUUUGAAUUUUUUUUUCUUUUACCCUCUAAAUCAGUUUAUCGCAACUCUCAGUUUUGCCUGUUUUAAACGGCGAAAAUCCCUUCCUGGUACAUGGCUUUCGAUAUAAAAAUGGUAUUCUUGAGAAAGAGGAAAGCUUCUUCUGUCAAUCUGCGAAAUAAAAUUUUGGGGCAAUGGAAACUGCGAGUUUUGACAACUCAAAAACAUUGAAGGUACUUGCUUGAAAUUUACAACCUUUGAACUUGCAUUUGCUUGGGAAUGCAGAAAAAUAGGAAUAUUCAGCCCAGGCCGGAAAAGCAAUAUUCUUAUAAGAAAGAAAGAGUGUAGAGUACGGAAUUUGGGUAGCAGUUACUAAAAAAAGAGUAAAAUUUGGCCGUAAAUGUCACUCUUUUCCAUCAGUCGAAAAACUAAAAGCGAUUUCCGAUUUUAUGGUGGCAAUUUUUCAAAGGAAUAGUACUUUUAUUCCGCGAACUGGAGCCAAGGUCUCGACAACAACACUUUCGCUACGUGCGUUUACUUUUACAAUGUCUACUGGUAAAAAAAUCACUUACGUUGCAAUCAGCUUGAGUGUCAUUUAGUGUUCUUCAAAAUGCUCACAUUUCUUGUGAAACAAAUCGGAAUUACAUUAAGACAAACUUUAACCUAUCCUACGGCCUUAUCUUUGAAAACAGACCAAAACAGUACCUGAGUAUCAUGAGUACGUCAGCAAAACGAGAUUGCGUGACAUUUAAUACCAGACCCGAGGUUGUAAGCGACAUAGAUACCUGCACCAGAUAAGUUUCCAUGAAAAGAAAAAAAAGUCAGUCGUCUAAAUACAUAGUGUCACUCUGAAGUGUUGGCUAGAACAACCCAAAUACUUAACAACACCAAUCUCUGAUAUACGUUCCAACAAUACACGCAGAAAAAGACUAUUUUACAACAGUUUCAAAAUUAGGAAUAAUUUGUCACUCUUGGAAAAAUAUAACAUAGAAUAUGCAAAAAUAGUAUACAUUUCGGAAGUAUGUUUGGAACCACGGGGCUACUUAUCGACGACUGCCACGGGAACUGCAUGUCUCGACAAGUUCUCCGAGUAAGGACAAGUAAGGUGCUUUCCAUCGCCCUUUGAUUUUCCCCACCUCAACAUCACAAAUGGAACGCAACAUGGAAACACUAUGUUAUCUGCCCUGUCGUGACAUGUCACAUAAGUUAAAAGUGUCAAAACUGUCGGGUGCCUUAUAAGGCCCCAUCCACACUAAUCCAUUUUCGUUUGAAAACGCAUACAUUUUGAUGCGUUUUCGCCUUUCAUCCACACUAAAACGCCCGAAAACGCUGAUGAAAACGAAGACUUUCGAAAACGCAAGCCAGUUUACGCUCACGGAGCGUCUACUUUAUUUAACAACCAAUAACUGAUUGUAAUGCAAUACUCAUUGCUUCUUUCAUAUAAACAAACAUGUUCCUAAUUAGUGUAAUUAAGUUAUUAUCUCGUCUUAUCUCUUUGAUCAGAAACUGAAAGCAACAAUUCGGGGAAUACCCCGUGGAAUAAACACAAACAGAUCGUGCUGCAUAAGAACCCCCUAUAAUGUUGUGUUCCACGCAGUUGACAUAAGCCAGUCAUCGAAAUUCCCUUUGCAACUCGUUAAAGACCCCCUCAUGCCGUAUUCAAAGCAACAGCUGAACUAUUUUCGGAUGAUACACAUUGUUAUGGACAUUUUCGCGACCGCUUUGAGAGAACUGUUCAAGGAAGUUCAAAGUGUCAUGCAAACUUUCACCAACGCCAUUUACAAGCUAGACUGGGAAGAGUUUAAACGACAGUCGGCAAUUUUCCUCCGCAACGUUCAAGACUGGGCGACUAAGCUUUUUGUACAGAUCGAACUCGCCUAUGGCUACAACAUUCAAGGAGAGAGUAAAGAAGCCAUGCUUUUGUUAAAUGAUACUAUUGCGAAUUCUUGGAAAGCUGGAGAAAAUUCUCCGCGAAUUCUAUCAAGGGUACUCGCAAGAAAAUCUUUGAAAAUGGUGUACGAACAAAAACAUUCCGAGUCAAGGGCCUUGGCUGAGGAAGCAAGUGGCGCUGUGUCGACCAUUGAGAGCCCUGAAGAAGAGAUUGUUUGGCAGAUACGGAUUGUUGAGUGUUUACUGAACGAAGACGGCUCACUGGAAAGCAAGAAAGAGAGAUUUACGCCUAUUUGGAACUCGGUUAUUGAACUGUGUCAGGGAAACAUGGAUAGCGUUCCUAGAAGUCCUUUUAUCUUAAAUUUGUUUUUGCCUACAAAGCACUUUUUUAUCUUGGGUUUUCAAAGAACGGUUUCGAUCCCUAUCCCAGCAGUGUUUCAGAUCUUGACGAAGCAGAACGCUGUGUUCAAAGGUUAGAGGAACCAGACUUAAAAACAGACCUUGAGGACAACUACGCAGACGCCUUCCGCUUGAUUUGCAAAAGCAAAAUUGCAUUUGACAAAAGCAAAGUGGCUGACGUUGCAGGAGAGGUGGAAACAAGGGAAAAGGAAGCGUUAUCACUGUAUGAGAAAGCCGCUGCAGCUUGUAAAAGUGCCAAAAACAACGGAAUCUUGUUCAAGUUAUCUUCCCUGAAAGAAUACUUAGAAAAUGACAAAGAAAGUGGAAACUAGAUUCCAUUUCUUAUGUCUUUCAGUUUUCCCAUUGAAAGCUCGUAAGCUCGUUACCAAAGAAAAGUUCAGUUUUAUUCAUUUCGUUGUCUUUAGUUUUCUCGGAAAAAUAAGGUGAAGGACGUAGUGCGUGUGCCUCAAUUUUAAGAGGACAAACAUUGUUUUUAUGAUAAUAUGUGGCGUUAUCAAAACAUGUGGCAAAAAUAGGCCUGCACUUGUCAACCCCAAGUUGAUACAUCAAGUCAACUAUCAGGUAAUUGCUGUUUACAAUUUACAAGGACGGCGACUUUGUUGAUACGUGUUUGGGGCUGUCACGGUUUAGUUAUGCGAUGAGAUAAAAAAAACUGAGAAUUCGGGGAAUACCCCUUGGAAUACAAUAAAAACAAAGGAAAAUGCAAAUUAUUCCCCUGAACCUCGACUCUGUUCUUUUGUUCUUCACAAUUCGAAACUAGCCUAUUGAUUUCUGUUUGAUAAGUAGUAUACAAAGCCCAGCCUGAAAUGUUGUGUAAUUAGUUUGUGCAGUUGUCAUAAGGCAGUCCUCGAAACACCGUUUGCAACUCGCCAAAGACUUUGUCAUGCCGUAUUCAAAGGAACAGCUUAACUACUUUCGGAUGAUACACAUUGUUAUGACCAUUUUUUCGGGAGCUUUGAGAGAACUUUUCAAGGAAGAGUGGCGUAGGUUUUAUGGUUCAAAAUGGCGCGGUAGACGGGAAGAUGGAAGGCGGUUUUCCUCAAACGAGUCAUUUGGUAAUCGAAAACGUAACAGGGAGGCGCUGAAAACUAUCGUUAAAGGCCAUUCGUCACAGUUUGACAACUCCAUUCUGUUUUACUGUAUUCUGUACUCUGAUUCUGUUGGAGCUAACCUAAAGAAGAGAAAUCCUUCGAAGUAUGACGAAAUAGACCGCCUUCGUGAGCUGCGAAACGAGGUUUGUCAUAUUGCCCCAAAAGAUGAAGUUGAAGAUAGCGACUUUCAAAACUUUUGCUCUGAAGCUAUUACUUGUUUCAGAAACCUUGAUCUUUCAACAAGUGCCUUAGAAGCAAUCGCCAAAGAGCAGAGCUUUGAUACGAACGAAGUGGUGAGAUUGAAAGCUGAACUGACGAGAGAGCAGAUGGCUGUAAGGGAAUAUGAAGAGUAUUUUUCUAAGAAGCUUUCCCCCUUGAAGAAGGAUUUCAACCCAAGGCCCUAUCUUGGAAAGAUGAAAGAUCUAGGCAUUCUGUCAGAAAGAGAAGUUUUGAACAUAAAAAAACAAAAGAGGAACGAGAUUAAACUUGCUAUGCUUAUGGAUUCUGUUGUUUACAAAGGAACUGAAGUUGUUGCAGCAUUUCUGAAUUUGCUGAGCGAGACAGACCCCGAAGUAGCAAAUUCUUUUAUAGACUUCCUUGCCACAAGUAAGCAAACGGAAGAAAUUUGUAACUAUGCUCCUGAAACAAUUCGUCGAGCAACUGUGAAGUAUCCAAAACAUUACAAACUUGUCAUGCAGACUUUCACAAAGGAUAUUUACAAGGGAGAGUGGAAAAAGUUAAAUCAACGGUCUGCAUUUUUUCUUUAUUGCUUUCAAGACCCGGCGACUAAGCUCUUUGUGCAGAUUGAACACGCCUAUGGCUACAACAUUCAGGGCGAGAGUGAAAAAGCCAUGCUUUUGUUGAAUGAUGCCCUUGCAAAUGCUUCGAGAGCGGGAGAAAAUUGUCAGCGAAUUAUAGCAAGGGCCCUGGCAAGACAAUCUUUAAAGUUGAUGUACGAAGAAAAAUAUCCCGAGUCAAAGGCCUUGGCUGAGCAAGCAAAUAUGAUGGUGUCCACCAUGGAGAGCCCAGAAGAGCGGAUUGUUUGCCUGCAACGUAUUGCAGACUGUUUACUGUACGAGGACGGCUCACUGGAAAGCAAGAAAAAGGCGUUGACCCCUGUUUGGAACACAAUCAUUGAAUUGUGCCAGAGAAACCAGGAUAGCGUUCCUAGAAGUUCCUUUUAUCUUAGAUUUGUUUUUGCCGACAAAGCACGUCUACAUCUUGGGUUUUCAAAGAACGGAUUUGAUCGUUGUCCCAGCGGUAUUUUGGAUCUUGAAGAAGCAGAACGCUGUAUUCAAAGACUGGAGGAACCAGACUUGAAAACAGACUCUGAGGAUACCUACACAGACGCAUUUCGCUUGAUUUGCAAGAGCAAAAUUGCAUUUGACAAAAGUAAAGUGGCUGACGUAGCAGAAGAAGUGGAAACAAGGGAAAAAGAAGCAUUGUCGCUGUAUGAAAAAGCGGCUGCAGUUUGUGAAAGUGCCCAAAACAAUGGAAUCUUGUUCAUGUUAUCGUCACUUAAAGAAUACUUACAAAACGACUGA